AUGUCCCCAAAACUUCCCAUCAUUGGUAACCUGCAUCUGCUUGGUAAUAUGCCUCAUGAAUCUCUUCACAUCCUUGCCAAGAAGUAUGGUCCUAUCAUGUUCUUGCAGCUUGGGCAGGUGCCAACAAUAGUGAUUUCAUCAGCUAUAUUAGCGAAGGAAGCACUGACAACCUUUGAUCUAGCCCUGUCAAAUAGGCCUCGAAUAUUUUCAGCCAAACACCUUUUCUACAACUGCACUGAUAUGGCUUUCUCUCCAUACGGUGCCUACUGGCGAAAUAUACGCAAAAUAUGUAUCCUUGAGGUACUAAGUGCAAAAAGAGUUCAGUCAUUUGGCUUCGCAAGGCAAGAAGAAGUUGCUAAUCUAGUUCAUCGUGUAGCAGAAUCGUACCCCAGUCCCACCAAUUUAAGCCAUAUGCUUGGAUUAUAUGCAAAUAAUCUCCUCUGUCGCAUUGCAUUUGGUAAAGAUUUCUCACACGGAGGAGACCAUGUUCGGCAUAAUUUUCAAAAGCUGCUUGAAGAGUAUCAAAUGUUGCUGGGAGGAUUCAGCAUUGGAGACUUCUUCCCAUCCAUGGAAUUUCUACACAAAUUUACCGGGAUGGAAUCAAGACUAAAAGACACUUUCAGACGCUUUGACCAGUUUUUUGAUGAGAUUUUGGAGGAACAUCGAAAUCCGGAGAACAGGAAAGACCACAAGGACCUGGUGGAUGUGUUACUUGAAAUACAAAAACAUGGGGAUCCUGAAACUCCUCUCACCACUGACAAUAUCAAAGCAAUAAUUUUGGACAUGUUUGCAGCAGGUACAGAUACAAACUUCAUCACCUUGGAUUGGACAAUGACAGAGCUCAUAAUGAACCCCCAGGUGCUACGAAAAGCACAGGCCGAGGUCAGAAGUAUUGUUGGAGAAAGAAGAUCAGUUUCAGAGACUGACCUGUCUCACUUGCACUACAUGAGAGCUGUUGUGAAGGAAACUUUUAGGCUACAUCCCCAGCUCCAGUAUUACUCCCUAGAGAAUCCAUGGAGGAAGUGA
Coffea arabica (coffee) is the source of this 1026-nucleotide messenger RNA. The record is from RefSeq and is a predicted model, not a curated record. NCBI's taxonomy places the organism in Eukaryota, Viridiplantae, Streptophyta, Magnoliopsida, Gentianales, Rubiaceae.